AUGACAAAUCCAAAGGACGAUCCCGAAUACGACGAGUGGUGUGAUCCAGAUAAUCCACGUAUCAUCAAAUAUGACGAUAUAUUAGCUGCGUCACGUCGUAUUGAAGGCCAGAUUGUUAAAACACCAUGUAUGAGAGCUCAUAUGUCGAAAAGACUGGGAAUGGAAUUAUAUCUGAAAGAGGAAUUCCUUCAGGCCACGGGAUGUUUUAAAGAACGCGGAGUGAGAAACACGUUAUUAUUACUAAACGAAGAACAAAAAAAAUAUGGUGUAGCUGCAGCCAGCACCGGUAACCAUGCUGGGGCUCUCGCAUAUCACUCCGCUCAGAUGGGCAUACCUAGCAUGGUCGUCAUGCCUAUACAUGCCCCGAUCACCAAAAUAAAUAAGGCUGAAAGAUCUGGAGGAAAGAUAGUUUUACAUGGCGCUAGUAUGGCAGAGGCUAAACAUUAUGCCAUGACAAUGGCGAAGGAGAAGAAAAUGAUGUAUAUUAACGGCUACGAUCAUCCAAAUGUCAUAGAAGGUCAGGGUACCAUUGGUAUAGAGGUGAUAGAACAGGUGCCUAACGUGGAUGCCAUUCUAGUACCAUGCGGAGGAGGAAGUCUGCUAGCUGGAACAGCCAUCGCCAUAAAACAUCUAAAGCCCGACUGCGAAGUUUAUGGUGUGGUAACAGAUAAAACAUACAGUAUGGUAGAGGCUCUUAAGAAGAAUGAACGCGUCACUAUUCCACUGGAACCAUCGAUAGCCGAUGGACUAGCAGUGAACAAAGUUGGUGCCAACACGUUCCACAACAUGAGAGGGUUUGUCGACAAAAUGGUUGUAGUAAGGGAGGACUGGGUGGCUCGAGCUAUUAUGCAUGUGAUCGAAGAAGAAAAGGUCGUUAUAGAGGGAGCCGCAGCCGUGGGUAUUGCAGCUAUUAUGGCCGGCUUGUUCCCACACUUAAAAGGCAAAACAGUGGUGGCAGUCUGCUCUGGGGGUAACAUUGAUGCAACAACUCUUACGCGUGCGCUGGAACGAGGUAUGGCAGCGGAGGGGCGACUAGUGAAGUUCAAGGUGACGGUGUCGGACCGACCCGGAGGCCUAGCCGAAUUGUGCAGUAUGCUUGCAAGCCUCGGCGUCACCAUGCGGGACUGUGUGCCUGAACGAGCCUGGGUCAAAGGAGAUGUUUUCAGUGUUCAAUUGAAAGUGAUUGUUGAAACCAGAGGUUGGGAUCAUACAAAAGAACUGGUAGAGGCAAUCAAAAAACACUACAAAGAAUACUUCUUCCAAGAAAUGGAGAGGUCCGAUGCAUCAGGGGGCGCUGGACGCGGACCUUGCCACAACUCAGCAUGCAUGCAGUAA
Molecule: messenger RNA, 1335 nt
Organism: Helicoverpa zea (corn earworm)
Lineage: Eukaryota; Metazoa; Arthropoda; Insecta; Lepidoptera; Noctuidae
Product: L-threonine ammonia-lyase-like
Exons: 9
Coding region: 1-1335 (444 amino acids)
Biological process (GO): L-threonine catabolic process; L-serine catabolic process
Molecular function (GO): threonine deaminase activity; L-serine ammonia-lyase activity
Source: RefSeq, a predicted model, not a curated record